AGCAAGCUGCACAUUCCAAAACAACAUAUAUUACCAAAACACCCGUGCGGUUCCCCUAUUUCCUUCCCGCCUUUGCUUCCUCCUAGUUGACACCUUCCAGAAUCGAAAAGCGAGAAACACCAAAAUACACACACACAGAAUCGCCGAUUAACUGAUAGAAGUGCAGGAACUAAUGUGCGGAAGAGCUCGGUGUACUCUCAGGGCCGAUGAUUUUCCCCGGGCUUGUCAACUCGACGGCCGCCGCGUCCGUCACGUUGACAUGAACCGGUAUCGGCCGUCGUAUAAUGUGUCGCCGGGGUUCAAUGUACCAGUGGUAAGGAGAGAAGACGAGUCCAACGACGAAGGCGUUGUUCUUCAUUGCAUGAAAUGGGGUCUCGUUCCUAGCUUCACUAAGAAAACCGAAAAGUCUGACCAUUACAGGAUGUUUAAUGCUCGGUCUGAAUCAAUAAAGGAGAAGGCUUCAUUUCGCCGCCUUGUCCCAAAGAAUAGGUGCCUGGUGGCAGUUGAGGGAUUUUAUGAGUGGAAAAAGGAUGGAUCAAAAAAGCAACCUUAUUACAUACAUUUUAAGGAUGCUCGGCCCCUGGUGUUUGCUGCCCUUUUUGACUCUUGGAAGAAUCCUGAAGGAGAGGUUCUUUAUACAUUCACUAUAUUGACAACUUCGGUGUCUUCAUCUUUAGAAUGGCUCCAUGACAGGAUGCCUGUCAUUCUCGGAAACAAGGAUGCGGCUGAUAUGUGGUUAAGUGGUUCUCCGUCAUCCAACAUUGACAUGCUAUUGAAACCAUAUGAAGAGUCAGAUUUGUCUUGGUACCCCGUGACACCUGCAAUGGGUAAGACUUCUUUUGAUGGACCGGAGUGCAUCAAAGAGUUGCAACUCAAGGCUACUGAGACCAGAUCAAUAUCACAAUUUUUCUCAAAGAAAGGAGAAAAAGACCUAAAGGAGCAGAAGCCUCAUAUCAAAGCAGAGGAAGAGUCCUUGAAUACUGAUCAGACAGAGAGCUUGAAGCAGGAACCUGAAUCAGACCAUGUAGGCGAUCAGCGUUCCCCAGGCAAACCGGAGGUUUUUGCUUCUGCUGGGACCACAGACAUAAAAGUUGAGCAAGACUUUGAUGAGUCAGGUAGCAAACAGUCAUUGACUGGUCAAACCGGAAAUCCACCUGGAAAAGUAGGUAGUGUUGCCAGUGAUAAGGUGAAAAGCUUGAAAGAGGAGUCUGAGGAUAUUAAAACCCAGGAGGGAAGUGGGGAUUCUGGAACCAAGAGAGACUAUGAAGAGCUCUCAGGUAAUGCAAGGCCUCUUGCUAAGGGGGCUAACAAGCAUGUAAGCCCAUCACAAAAAAAAGCUAAAGGGGCUGGUGACAAACAGCCGACUCUAUUUUCUUUCUUUGGGAAAGGCUAGUCGCAUGACAUACAAUGCUUAGGAAUGUACUGUAUAUAGUGAAGUUGGUAUUUCUGUUGCUAAACAAACAAAUGUUGGUAGCUCAUGAUUUUGUUUGAGGAUCAACACACAUCCUUAGCUUCUACGCUUGUUUUGCAGAUUUGUGUUGGUAUAAUUUUCUUACUUAGACUCAGCUUCAGACAGUUGUGAAGUGAUGGAAAUGUUGUUUAGUGUA
This is a messenger RNA of Nicotiana attenuata, 1607 nucleotides long. RefSeq names its product putative SOS response-associated peptidase YoqW. The coding region runs from base 173 to 1393 and encodes 406 amino acids. Gene Ontology annotation, biological process: DNA damage response. NCBI's taxonomy places the organism in Eukaryota, Viridiplantae, Streptophyta, Magnoliopsida, Solanales, Solanaceae. The transcript has 8 exons. The record is from RefSeq and is a predicted model, not a curated record. Gene Ontology annotation, molecular function: single-stranded DNA binding.